GCGGCACUCAGUCCUCGACCUACCGCCGCGCCGCUCGCGCGCGCCAUGGACGCACGCGAAUUAAAAAGUUAAACUAAAAAAAUCAAAAUGUCAUUCCGAAGGCUAGUGAGCGCGGUGAGGUCCGCGCGUGAAGCGCUCGCCCGCGGUGCCCCUAUGGCGGACAAUAUAUUAAAAAGUUUAGUUUCUGUUAUUGUUAUUUGUUGUAUUGCUGUGUCUUCGCCGCCGAGCGCUUCUGCGAAACCGUUCGCGUUGAGUUUUCCCGCGGGAUGGUCGCUGGCGGGGCUGGUUGGCAGUGUGGGGGCAAGGUCGGACGACUCGGCGCGGCCCGCGGCAGGGGUUAAGCCGUAUACGGGGAGGAGGGUUGGGAACGACACGCUGAGGAUGAUCUACUACUACGACCAGACGGUGGCCGUGGUGGAACUGGGACCGGAGAAGCUGUUGCUCAAUUGCGAGCUCAUCGAGACCAUUGACGAGGAAGACACAGAGCGUCUGCUACGCCAACUGGGCCGCAUCAACAGACCUCUGGGCAUCACGUUCCCGCAGAUGAUCAAGCUCAUGGGCCAAUGUCAGCAGGUAACGCCUCGGCUUCGCAAAAAGGUGGAGGGAGUAGAAGCCCACCCACACGUGACGUCACGCGGCGAAACAUGGCGGGAGGGAGGAGCGGCCCGCGCUCGGCUGGACAAUGGGGGGACCCAUGCUGGCCUACUAGGGGGGAGUCCACUUACAUUACUGCAGGGGAUCAUACCUGGCACAAAAUGGUGCGGCACAGGCGACAUAGCAUCCGACUACCACGACCUAGGCGCCGACCGCCGCCUGGACCGCUGCUGCCGCUCACACGACCUCUGCCCCACCAAAGUCCGUGCCUUCUCCCGCCGCUACAACCUCACCAACAACUCUUUAUACAGCAAAUCACAUUGCACAUGUGAUGACAUGCUAUUCGACUGCCUCAAACACACGAACACUUCGGCCUCGCACCUCAUGGGACAUAUUUAUUUCAACAUCGUGCAGGUCCCGUGCCUCGAGGACGCGCCAAACGGCAGGAAGUUUAGGAACGCCAAGCAAGGCUUUUAGCGUAUCAGCGCCAUCUUGUGACGGUUCGAAAUUUGCAUUUCUAUUCAAGGAGUGUAACAAGAAGCUGAGAAUACCUAACAGUGGUGUUUGCAUGAAGAAUAAAAAAUUGAGGCAAGGAAUAUGACCGUAAUAACUGACUCACUUUCCCUGUCUCUUUUUAGAGGGGAUUCCAGGAAAGUCAAAUACCAAAGUCGCUAUUUUUUAGGGAAUCGUCCCGCAGAGAGAGACAGAGCGUAAUGACAUAUAGGUCUCUACCUUGCCUCAAACAUUUUUUAUUCUCCAAGCAAACUUCAGUGUUAUUAAAUAAUAAGUUUCUUGGACUGUAAAUAAAGACAUUUUUAACUGUGAUACGCCUGUGCCUUUACGAAUGCCCCGGAGGCAUUAUGGUGGCGCUUCAUUUCAUGUUGGUCAAGUAUUUAAUUGUGUCUUACCAUACGUAUGCCUACAAGUGUAAGGCAACGUCAACGCCAUCUAUUUGAAACUCGAGAAAUUAAAAAGUACUCCACACCGAUUUAGGUAAAAUACUUCAACCCGCCAACCCCAUUGAUUGAGAUAAAAUUAGUGUCCGACCGAAACAUGUUUUUUUUUGCCGGAACCGAAACCGAAGCUUUCGCUCUAGUUUCGGCCGAAACCGAAACUCUUGUAGACUUGUUAAAAUCGUUGAAAAAAUGUCAUAAAAAAGCUUUUAUAUACCAAUAUUAAGCCCGCUCAAGACUACGCGGAUUCGCGCCGCGAUUCCCACACGAGUGUGGAGGACCCGUUAAGACUGCGUCGACCAUCCAGUGGCGCCCUCAUCAGGGGAAUAGUGUUUUCUAAUAAACCAAUUAAUUUCGGUCUUUGUCACAUAGUUUAGUUUCAUAGUACGAAGUACCAUAUCGUAACUUUCGGCCCGGCCGAAAGGUUCGGCUGUUUUUUAGCCGAAACCGAAACUACGGCCGAAACAUAAUUUUUUUCCCGAAACUGGCCGAAACCGAAUCUUCGGUCUGACACUAAAUAAAAUAUUCUUUUUCUCGGUGUGGAAGCACCAACAAACAAAUGAAGUGCUACCUAUAGAUAGACAGUGGCGCUAUAUAAAAUGGUUUGACGAAUGCAUUAUCAUGGCAAUUUAGUUAUAAGGGCGUAUCAACUUUUUGACCGACACAAAUCAUCCACACCUUCUUAACUUCGUUUGUACACCUUUGAAUUUAAUAAUGGCUCUUUUAUGUUUCAGUUUGUGGAUUUAAGGCCCAAAUUAUAAAUAUGAUACUAUGUAGAGUCAAACCAAGAAAAGUUUGCAGAGAUUUUGACAGCACAUGCAGUGCAGGUCAUGGAGACUAUAUAAAGGAGCCAAAUCUCUAUGUAUGAAAAGUGUCCAUCAAAAAACAGUAAUUAGGCGGCGCCACCGUACACCGAAAUACUACCAAAAACAACCUACGUAAUUUGGUCGGGUUAUUUGUUGCCUUAUAUGGUUCAUGUUAUACUCAUGUCCCAGAGCCUAACUAGCGCCACCGGAGAGAUUAGGAACUAUUAUUUAAAGCUGAAAGCGGUCACUUUUGCAACAAUUCUGCCAUAAGAGAUUGCGAUCCUUUCUAUACCAUCCAUAGUGCAGGUGUUAUUUUAAACUUUUAUGAAUUAUUAAAUUAUGACGAAAUAACACUGGCACUGCGUCGUGCUGGCAAAAUCUCUGCAGACUUUUCUUGGUCUAACUCUAGCUAUAUUAUAUAGCCCUUGGUAACUCCAGAGACAUUUGGAGUAACGCAAGAGACACUCAAAACUAUCUGUCGAAAAGUUGAUUCGCCCAUAAUUCAUUGGUUUUCAAGUGAUAUUUUCUGUCAAGCUCUAUAGAUUUAUGGUGAAUGAACAAAUUAUAGAAAACCUUACUUGAAAAGCGAUCAAAAACACAAUACUAAUUAUUUAUUUGUAGACAAUUGUAGAGAACAAGUUGUGAACUAAAAGGCACCAAAAUGACGAUUUUGUUUGAACCAAAUGAUUCAAAUUUAUUUAUUCAGUAGCACAUUGUAAUAGAUCAAAGGUAUUUUGUGAUUAUAAAAUAAAUGCGGUUUAUACCAAAUAAAACUAUUUAUUUAAACA
Molecule: messenger RNA, 3141 nt
Organism: Cydia strobilella
Lineage: Eukaryota; Metazoa; Arthropoda; Insecta; Lepidoptera; Tortricidae
Exons: 4
Coding region: 88-1071 (327 amino acids)
Biological process (GO): arachidonate secretion; phospholipid metabolic process
Source: RefSeq, a predicted model, not a curated record